AUGUCUGGCUACGAAGUCGAACACAACAUCAAAGAGGAGAAGAAGAACGAGGCACCGCCCCGCCGUCCCGAUCUAUCCACCUUCUUCACCACUCUCGACCUCGUUGAUACCAGCGGAGACCGUCACCCUCAGAAUGCCCAUUCUUUACCGCUGCCCGGCGACGUCUCGGCAGCUUUCCGCAGUCUCGCAAAUGCCUUCUCCAUGAUGCAGGGCGGUGGCCAUGGCCAAUCGCAAGACAACACUGAUCAGCUGCUGAGCCGUAUGGUCGAAGAGUUGAUGCAAGAGUCGGAGAAUCCUCCACGAGAGGUCAAGGGUGUCUCGGACGAAUUCCUCGCACAGUUGGACAGAGUGCCAAAGUCGAGCUUGAAGGACAAGGACUGUCCCAUCUGCGGCAACCCUUUCCUUGAAGACUCACACCCACUCGUCGUCCAACUCCCUUGCCACAAAGACCACAUCUUCGACCUAGAGUGCAUCUCCCCUUGGCUCAAGCUCAAUCCCACUUGCCCCCUCGACAGAAAAGAGUUGGUCAAGAAGAGAGCCCCUACACCGCCCCCUGACGAGGAAGACGGGGAAUACGACGACAUGUAUGCAUGA
Aureobasidium subglaciale EXF-2481 is the source of this 594-nucleotide messenger RNA. RefSeq lists its product as uncharacterized. Gene Ontology annotation, biological process: protein ubiquitination. Gene Ontology annotation, cellular component: cytoplasm. The record is from RefSeq and is a predicted model, not a curated record. The coding region runs from base 1 to 594 and encodes 197 amino acids. Gene Ontology annotation, molecular function: ubiquitin protein ligase activity. NCBI's taxonomy places the organism in Eukaryota, Fungi, Ascomycota, Dothideomycetes, Dothideales, Saccotheciaceae. The transcript has 3 exons.